AGGAGUGUAGCCUACAGCUGAUAUACACGAUUCUCGUCUGGGCAAUUAUUCCUUUUCCAUUAUGGAUCAUUUGACAGAGACUAACUUGACAGCAGAGACUCUGGAAUACCCAGUGUGCUCAGAAUGGAAGGAAAAUCCUGAAGGAUCAAUGUUUCAUCUGGCACAUAUACUGCUGGUUUUGGGAUGUAUGGGAGGCAGCGGCUUUUAUGGAUUACUCUACAUGUUCAGCUUUUUAACGCUCGGGUUUUUCUGCUAUUCGAUGUGGGCAUGGUCCGAUCCGUGCACGACGGACUCGUUUUCAUGGACUUUUGCGCUUUUCGCCUUCUGUCUGGCACAAGUUGUGCAUGUGUCGUACCGAUUGCGCCGCGUCACUUUUGAUAAGGAGUUCCAGGAUCUUUACGAUUAUAUGUUCAAAAAGCUUGGAGUAUCCUUAACACAUUUUGGAAAAAUCGUGGAGUGUUGUGAGGGCGAUGUCUAUACUAUAGAUAAAGACCACUGCUUCGCCGUGGAGGGUAAAACCUCCAUCGACAAACUGUCCGUUCUUAUCUCAGGCAGGAUACGAGUGACGGUGAACGGGGAGUUUUUGCACUGCAUCUAUCCAUUUCAGUUCCUGGACUCUCCAGAGUGGGAUUCCCUCAGACCUUCAGAAGAAGGGUUUUUUCAGGUUACGUUACGCGCAGAUAACCGGUGCAGGUACGUGGCGUGGAGACGUAAGAAACUCUAUCUGCUGUUCGCGCAGCACCGCUACAUCGCAAAGAUCUUCGCGCUGCUGGUGCGCAAUGACAUCGCGGAGAAACUCUUCUCUCUCAACGACAAGGCUUUCGACAUCCGCGGGUUCCGCUAUGAUCUCCGGUUACCAAGCUUCUGUCACGGACCAGAGCCAGAAAUAGAAAACACAAGUGAAUCCCGGCCAGUGCUGGGACCAAGUAAAACCAAAACGGCAGAAAGAGACUCGUGAGAAACGCACGAUCCAAUUUUCUGUAGUCUUC
Molecule: messenger RNA, 989 nt
Organism: Sinocyclocheilus grahami
Lineage: Eukaryota; Metazoa; Chordata; Actinopteri; Cypriniformes; Cyprinidae
Gene: popdc3
Product: popeye domain cAMP effector 3
Exons: 3
Coding region: 62-958 (298 amino acids)
Biological process (GO): striated muscle cell differentiation; regulation of membrane potential; heart development
Cellular component (GO): sarcolemma
Molecular function (GO): cAMP binding
Source: RefSeq, a predicted model, not a curated record